Messenger RNA from Geosmithia morbida, 1257 nucleotides. RefSeq lists its product as uncharacterized. Bases 1 to 1257 code for a protein of 418 amino acids. Lineage: Eukaryota; Fungi; Ascomycota; Sordariomycetes; Hypocreales; Bionectriaceae. Gene Ontology annotation, molecular function: ATP binding; Hsp70 protein binding. The record is from RefSeq and is a predicted model, not a curated record. Gene Ontology annotation, biological process: response to heat; protein refolding. Gene Ontology annotation, cellular component: cytoplasm. The transcript is spliced from 3 exons.
AUGUUCUUCAACGGGAGGGUUGUGGCUUUGGUGCUGUUGCUGGCACUGGUCCAGCUGGCCCUUUGCGCCCAAGACUACUACAAGGUUCUAGGUGUACAAAAAGAUGCCACGGAACGGCAAUUAAAGUCGGCGUACCGCCAGCUGUCCAAAAAGUUCCACCCAGACAAGAACCCUAACGAUAAGAGCGCGCACGAAAAAUUCGUCGAAGUGUCUGAAGCGUACGAUGUUCUGGGCGACGCCGAGACGCGCAAGAUCUACGACCGCUACGGCCAUCAGGGCGUUGAGUCGCACCGCAACGGCCGCGGCGGCGGCGGGCACCAUGACCCUUUCGACCUGUUCAGCCGGUUCUUUGGCGGUGGCGGACGCGGUGGCGGGUCCCCUGGGCGCCCCCGCGGUCGUGACAUGGAGGUACGCGUGCAGAUCAGCCUGGCCGACUUCUACAACGGCGGCGAAGUGCACUUCGAGUGGGAGAAGCAGCACGUGUGUGACGACUGCGACGGUUCGGGUAGCGCCGAUGGCCAGGUCGACAAGUGCCACGUGUGCGGUGGGCAGGGCAUGCGCGUCAUCAAGCAGCAGCUUGCACCGGGAAUGUUCCAGCAGAUGACGCGCCCCUGCGAUGUGUGCGGUGGCCGUGGCGAAAGGAUCAAGCAUCGCUGUCCCCACUGCCAGGGUAACCGUGUCCUGCGCAAGCCCACAAUGGUCGACGUCAAGGUGGAGAGGGGCGUCGCCAACGGCGGCCGCAUCGUUUUCGACGGCGAAGCCGACGAGAGCCCCGACUGGGACGCCGGCAACCUCAUCGUCCACCUGACCGAGCAGGCUCCCUCGACCGCCAACAACCCCGACCGCCUCGACGGAAUGUACUUCCGCCGCAAGGGCGAUGAUCUAUACUGGACAGAGGUUCUGUCUCUUCGCGAGGCUUGGAUGGGAGACUGGACCCGCAACCUCACCCACCUCGAUCGGCACGCCGUGCGUCUCGGCCGCAAGCGUGGCCAGGUCGUCCAGCCCGGCCACAUCGAUACUAUCCCCGGGGAAGGCAUGCCCAAGUGGCACGAGGACGGCGACAGCGUCUACCACAAGCACGAGUUUGGCAACCUCUACGUCACGUAUGAGGUCGUCCUCCCUGAUCAGAUGGACAAAGGGAUGGAGAAGGAGUUUUGGAACCUCUGGGAGAAGCAACGUGCAAAAAGGGGCGUCGACCUGCAUAAGGAUUCUGGUCGUCCAGAGGUCAAGGCUGUUCCUGCAAAGGAUGAGUUAUGA